Acaulospora morrowiae is the source of this 419-nucleotide messenger RNA. The record is from the annotation of a GenBank genome assembly. Lineage: Eukaryota; Fungi; Glomeromycota; Glomeromycetes; Diversisporales; Acaulosporaceae.
CUCUUGAUCCACAAUACAAACUUCCUACAAGACAAACAGUUUCAAAUCAUAUUUGGCAAUUAUAUAAGCAAGAACAAGAACAACUACGCAAUUAUUUUGAAAAUCUUAAUUGCAAGAUUUCAAUAACAACUGACAUUUGGUCCUCAUGUAUUUUCUUAGCAGAAACUAUUUUCAAAAUAAUUGAAAACUUUGAUUUAGGAAAAAAAAUUAUAUCAGUAACUGCUGAUAAUGCUAGUAACAUGGAUACUUGUGGACAACUUCUUUCUAACAUAUUAGAAUUACAUCAUGGAAGUACUAUUUUUUGUAAAUUACGAUGUGCAGCUCAUAUACUCAACCUUGCUGUUACAGAUAGUCUUUCAGUAAUUAAGGAAUCAACUAAAAAGACACGAGAAUUUGCAAGUUAUAUUCGCCGUUCUUAA